Messenger RNA from Microtus ochrogaster (prairie vole), 2574 nucleotides. It is a transcript of the gene Dedd, whose product is annotated as death effector domain containing. Gene Ontology annotation, cellular component: nucleolus. Gene Ontology annotation, biological process: apoptotic process; regulation of apoptotic process; extrinsic apoptotic signaling pathway via death domain receptors. The record is from RefSeq and is a predicted model, not a curated record. NCBI's taxonomy places the organism in Eukaryota, Metazoa, Chordata, Mammalia, Rodentia, Cricetidae. Gene Ontology annotation, molecular function: protein binding; DNA binding.
CACCAGGCUUAACUGUGCUAAGAACACAUUCUCUCACUGAGCUAACGUUAUAGUGGUCUUCCUCCUCGCUUAGAUGAAGCCCAAACUGGUCUCCACCUUCAGAGCUCAAACAAUCCUCCUGCCUCAGGCUCCAGACCGGCACUAACAUGCCCAGGUUGGCAAGUAGUGAUCUUUCUACAAUACAGACAUAAUUGCUCACACCUCUGUUUAGACCCUUCAAAGCCUUUUCAUUGCCCUUAGGAUAAAGUAAAUCUACAAGGCGGCGAAACCAGAUCCCUCCCUAUCUCAUAAACCUUAUGCAUUACCUUUUCCUUUAGCCACGUUAGGCUGUUGGCAGCUCCAGAACAAACGUGAGCCCCACCCCACCUCGCCCCCCUAUUCAAUUCCCGACAGUACUACUCGAGUCAGCUCAGGAGAGACGUUCGACAGGAAGUGAAAGCGCAAAAGGAAAACACUGAAGGGAUGAAUUCCGAGAGCAACUCUGAGAAGCGCUGCAAGGUCCGGGUUUCAGAACGUCCGGGUGACAGGAAGUUCAAAGCAAAGGUUAAAGCCAGAUCUUGAACUUUCACCCAAGUUCACCAGGCAGUCCAGCUCCCGUACUAUUCCGCCCUUACGUGUCAUGGCUGCCAGCCCAAGUCUCCCAAUGGGCUUCGGAGUCCGAUACCAGCCAGCUCUGGCGCCACCAAGUCGUCCACAGCCAAGCGCGUUACUCUCUCCGCUUCUUAGAACCGCCCCGAAACCGCCACUAAGAAAACCCUGCGUUGCCAGCUUGCCCCAAAGCAAGAUGGCUGCCCGUCUCCAUUCUCUCUUCCCUACGUGAAGCUAGCCAUUCCCUGCUUAAUGCCGCUGCCAGGCUGCCCUCACCUAGUAUGGCUCCUCCGCUCAUGCCUCGUUAUGGUCUCGAAGCCGACACUAACCGGCCAGGUUCCGGGAGGCGCUGUGCAGGAUGCAGCCACCCCCGCCCGUCCCUCCCCUCCCCCACGCCCGCGGCGGCGGCGGCGGAGGCGGAGGCGGCGGCGGCUGGAGCCCGGAUGCGGCGCCGGGAGACAGGCCCGGGAGAGCCGCGCGGAUGGAUCCAACAUGGCGGCGCCGAACCUGAGCCGAGAGAAGAGACCUGGGAAAUUAAAUUUCUUGCAAAGGACACUGGAGAUUGCAGCUGCUGAGCAGGGGUUCUGGAAGGCACUCUGUCCCUGAGCCUCUAGCAUGGCGAGCCUGAAGCGGCGGGCGAGCCAGGUGUGGCCUGAAGAGCAUGGUGAGCAGGAACAUGGGCUCUACAGCCUCCACCGUAUGUUUGACAUCGUGGGCACCCACCUAACGCACAGAGAUGUUCGUGUGCUUUCUUUUCUCUUCGUUGAUGUUAUUGACGACCAUGAACGUGGACUCAUUCGAAAUGGCCGUGACUUCUUACUGGCACUGGAGCGCCAGGGCCGCUGUGAUGAGAGUAACUUUCGCCAGGUGCUGCAGCUGCUGCGCAUCAUCACUCGCCAUGACUUGCUGCCCUACGUUACUCUCAAGAAGAGACGGGCUGUGUGCCCUGACCUUGUAGACAAGUAUCUGGAGGAAACAUCAAUUCGCUAUGUGACCCCCAGAGCCCUCAGUGAUCCAGAACCGAGGCCUCCCCAGCCCUCUAAAACAGUGCCUCCCCACUAUCCUGUGGUGUGCUGCCCCACUUCAGGUUCUCAGAUGUGUAGUAAGCGACCAGCCCGAGGGAGAGCCACACUUGGGAACCAGCGAAAACGCCGGAAGUCGGUGACACCAGAUCCCAAGGAAAAGCAGACAUGUGACAUCAGGCUUCGAGUCCGGGCGGAAUACUGCCAGCAUGAGACUGCUCUGCAAGGCAACGUCUUCUCCAAUAAGCAGGACCCACUUGAGCGCCAGUUUGAGCGCUUUAACCAGGCCAACACUAUCCUCAAGUCCCGGGACCUGGGCUCCAUCAUCUGUGACAUCAAGUUCUCUGAGCUCACCUACCUCGACGCAUUCUGGCGCGACUACAUCAAUGGCUCGUUAUUAGAAGCACUGAAAGGUGUCUUCAUCACAGACUCUCUCAAGCAAGCAGUGGGCCACGAAGCCAUCAAGCUGCUGGUGAACGUGGAUGAGGAGGACUAUGAGCUUGGCCGACAGAAACUCCUGAGGAACUUGAUGCUGCAAGCAUUGCCCUGACCUUUCCCCCUUCUCACCUCUGGGGAUUGUUUGCUCCAUCACGUCUGGAGCUUACAUACUAUUCUGGGGUUUGUUCUCUGCCCUUCAGCCAAUCACACCGCCUUUUUUUUUUUUUUAAGGAAAAGACAAAGGAAAGUGGAAGUGGUGUUCCCUACCCCUCCCUGCACCCAUGUGCCUGGGCUUCCCCUCUGUUUCCUGUUGCCACUUACCCCAUAAUGUGUGUCUACAGCCACCUUACCACUGAGCCGGAAGACAAGUGUAUAGGGAUGGAGUCUAUGGAACAUAGCCUGUGCAAGGGACUGAACGUUGCUUUCAGGUGCAUUGAGGGGUAAUCGAUACUUAUGGCUUUAUGAGGGCUCUUAGAUUUGUCUGAAAACCAAAGGGCUGUGAGUAAAGGAGCUGUGGAAGGUGGGA